AGUCGUAUGCUCCGCCAACGUCAGAAGACCCGCUGAAAUUCAAAGUUGGAGGAGGAGACUGAAAGCAUAAAACAACACGAAGGUUGUUUCUUAUUUUCUGUCAGUUAGCGUUGACCUGUUUAAUACAGACUGUAGUUUCAUACAGACUUCUUUUUCAGCUCAGAAUGGAAGCUGGUGAGGAAAAUGGUGGCAACUUCAACUUGAAAAGACAGAGAGCACCUCUGUCAGAUUCUGAAGACAAUGUCCUUUCACUAUCAGAGGUGAAUGAUGGCCAGAAGCGUCGGCGUCUGGAGGCAGCUGGGGAGGAGAACCGUAGUCCUAAAUCGUCCUCCGCUGGAUGCCUAGCUGAGCUAGAGACAAAGCCAGACACACCGAUGGUUCCCUCAGUCCGGUCCCGAGUCCAGCAACUCACACAGAGACGAGAGGGAGGAGCUCCUCUGGCCCAGCGGUGCCUGUCGGAUCCUGGAUCAGUCAUCAUCCACGAAAAGGGCUUCAGAGAGCAUCUCCUCGGUGAGGGAGAAUUUAAUCAGCGAAUGGAGCGGUUUAAAGUGCCAAUCUUCCAGGCUAGCCCCGCCCCCACACCGAGCCCUACCAACCCCUGCCCUCAGACCCGCUCCAACUUUGUAUCGGGCAUUCAGCAGAGACUCCACGUUACUACAACACCCAGCUCCAAACAGGCUUCUCGCAUACGCCAGGAACGGGAGCAGGAGUUGAGCCUGUUGCAUUUCCAACCAAUCAGUGAGAAUGCCUGGCUGAAAAGGAGCAGCUCUGAUCCCUCCUUAACUGAGCAGGGAAGGACCCCUCCUGGCCCCUCAUCUCCCUCCUCCUGGGUUCCUAGAUCUAGAAGGAAAGUUAAUUGGCCGCCCAUGCAGCCCUGGGAUCAGGCUGAUGGUGAUGCUGACAUGAAAGAUGGCAGCUUCACUGAAGCUUCAACAUCAAGUGCAAAGAAGCAAUCUUCAGAUGGGACAGGUGAAAGGGCACCCAGUGACUCCGAAGCUCCUGCAGCAUCUGGAGAGUUUGAAAACUCUAAUGAAGGGCAACUGCAAAUGGAAUGGAAGGAGCAAAAUACUCAUCAGGGUGAAGAAGUCAGGGAGGAGAAAGAGCACAAGGCUUCAGUUGGAAAUGAAGAAAUGCAGCUAGGGUCCCAACAACCACAGACCCAGACUGUAUUGAAGUUGUCUUUUAGCGAGGAUCAGAGUUUCUCCAGAGCACCUUUCGGUGAGGACCAGAAUGUGUCAGAGUUGCCUACAGGUGAUGAACAGAGCUUGCUAGAAUCAACUCAUCCAGAGGAGUCAAACAUAAAGGAAACAGCUGAGGUUUCCAAAGUAACUGAACAGGGCAGGUCUGAGGUGUUUUCAUUUGAAGAAGUUGAAGAAAUUGAUGGUUCUUCAUACAGUGAAGAGGGGAUUGAGCCUUCAACAGAUGAGGAGUUAAGGUCAUGGAGAUAUCCUCAAGAUAGGAUGUGCAAGGGGGAAGAGUCUAUCAUAGUUGAAGGACAGGAGGAAGAUGUGUUUGCUAAUGAGGGGGAGUUGGAAUCAUCCAGAGUGGAAAAAGAUAAAGGAGGCAGUGUUGCAGAUCACAGUGAACCCUCUGACAUCCAGGAUGGUGAAUGUCAUUUGGGUUAUGUCUCUGCUGAGAUUGCUGGCUCCUCUGAAAUGCAGGAAGAUAAAAAACCUAGACCUGAGGAGCAUGAUUUAGAGUCUGAAAGCUGGUUAGAUGACUCUGUGAAAGACCAGUCUAAUUUAAACAGACACCAAGGGAACAUAGAAUCCUGUGAAAGAUGUUAUGAGGGAGCAGUUACAGGAGAUAGUAAUAUCUUUACAAUAAAACAAGACCAGAAAUACACAGAAGGAUGUACUCAUGAGGACAAUAAUAUGACUCCUUUUGCAUGUGUAGCUCAGGCUCUGAAAGAAACACAGACUGGGUAUACAGAGCUUAGAAAUAUUGAAGAUGUAGCAAAACCUAAGGUAGAGACUCAGACCGAAUCAUCAGACAUGGAUGGAAGUGAUGGACCUCAGUGUUUGACAGAGGUCCAUGCGUCAGAUCACCUAUUGGAGACUGAGGAAAUGGGGCAAGAUGCAAUAGAUGAAAGGCAGGGUGUUGUAUAUGGGCUGACAGGAGAAACUCACAACACAGAGGGAGGAGAAAGCUCAAAGAAAGUCACCUUUAUCCUCGAGCCUGAGCUAAUCAAUGACUCAACCCUGUCUGAGACCAAUACCUCCAUGGAGUCUAGGGCAGAGACAAGUAUGUCAGAUGCUGAACUGAGCUCUCAUGAUGAGACCAACACUGCUGAAGUAAUCGACCAGAUGUUUGAGGAGGUGCUGGAAUAUGCUGGAAGGAUAGAGGAAGAGAGGGCGGAUGAUGAUUACACUGAGGACCACGACAGUGGCAUUUGCGCUUGCUCUGGAGACAAAGAUAAGAUGGACACAGAGUCAGAGAAGGAGAAAAGUGAAGAAGAGGGGGAAGCCAAAGAAGAAGAGUGUGAUGAGAGCAAGAAGCUUGAAAGCAACGGAGAUGAGCUGCUGACUUUUCCUCCCAGCGGCAUCCUCUCUCCUCUCAGCAAGUCUGUAGAAGCUGUGGUCACCCCCCUACGACUGGCAGCGAGCCAGAGGUCCAAUACUCCAUCUCUGCUCCUGACUCCAGAAGAGACCACCACCCCUCCUGCUGAAUCUGCUCCUCUAUACAGUAUUGAUGCUUACCGCACACAAAGACAGAGUAAGCUGCCUACAGUUCAGAGUGUCACUCCUGGGGUUCAGAGACGAGCUCCAGAGAAGUCCCAACCUCAACCCUCUGUCAACACCAAGGAGAGAAUCACGGCUCUUAAUGAAGAGGCAGGGAAGCUGCAGACUGUGAUCAACCAGACCCUGCAGGCUCUGAGCUGUUGUACUGAUGAGGAGCACGGACGAGGCUCGCUGGAGGAGGCUGAAGCUGAGAAACUACUGCUGGUCUCCUGUGAGAAACGUUCUGCCCUGUUGGCAGAGGUGGCCAGACUGAGGGAGGAGAGGAACUCAGAGUCAGGAGAGGCAGCAGGGGAGGACCGGGAGUAUGUUUCCCAGCAGCCCUGCAGAGGGACUGUCAGCAUCACAAACAUCCAGCUGCCUCUCAAAGUUGAAUUUGUCUGCUCCUCAUACACCCGCACAGGUCGGCCAAGUCACUACUUCUUCAUCCUCAUCCGCUACGGGCCCUGCAACAUCGUCGCCACCCCGCUGGCCACGGCUGCUGAUGCUCAGAAUGGAGACACCAUCUCCUUCCCUACUUCUGUCAUUCUGAGGGAUAUUCGCUCAUCCUUUGAGAUUGAUGUGGAAGUCUACAGCCUGUCCCACACUUCAGGUAGUAACUGCAGUAUGGAACGGACCACCACCAAGUCACGGGUCACGCCAAGAAAGCUUCUGAAUACUAUCACAAGAUCCAGUAACAGUCUGACAUCUGCUGCUCCUCUUGCUCUCAACACUCGUCGCUCCAGUAACUUUUGUCUGGUGGGCUCCCAUAAGAUCACCUUGGCCUCACUGGGACACAGCAAGUUCCCUCUGGAUAAGAUGAAAUUUGAAGGCAAAAUCAGGAGGCUGCUGGGAGAUGAAUUUCAGGAAAAGGUACCUUUUCUCUCUCCUCUAGAGGGCAACAUAUACCUGCGGCUGGACAGCGAAAGUCACUCUAAUGUACAGCACCAAGGCUUCCUGACAAUGUUUGAGUUGAUCAGUGGAUAUGGGGUGUGGCAUCGCCGAUAUUUUGUUCUGGAGGGAUGCAACAUGUACUACUGGAACCACCCCAAUGACAAAGAAACUAAGGAAGCAGAGGGCAGCAUUUCUCUGUCCAGCUCUCCAAGUCAGUGUGUCAGGCCUGUCAAGAGGGACUCGUGUGCUCGUCCUUUCACCUUUGAGCUGGUGAGCAACACCCCGCAGCAGCAGGACGACAGCCAGGAUGCCUUAGCCAAGUGUUGGUUUUCAGCUGACACCAAACAGGAAAGAUUGGACUGGAUAGAGAAACUCAACCAGGCUCUUUUGGACUUUCACACAUGGAACCGAACAUCAGCAACCCAAACAGAAAGUCAGCAGCCAAACACGUCCAGCUGUGGGAACUUGAGGGAGAGCAUAUUGUAACUACAUCAUUUAGACAACAUACCUGCUCAGAUGUGAUUUCUUACUGUUUCUGCUGCCUGGGAUCCAUGACAACACCCUGGAAGCAGCUUUUAUGUGGCAGGUAGAUGAGUUGACAUCAGGGUUUAAAUUCUUUAUCUCAGAGCUGCAGGAGAUGAGCUUCUUCAUUUUAAGGCUAUGUUUCACUGUUGAAAUCAAACUGCCAAAUUACAAACAUAUGGCAAGGCAAAACGUUAUAUAUCUCAUGUUGAUUUAUCUUUGGGAGAUAUCUAUUUGAUUUUCAUACUGUUGUUUAUUUCUUUUAAUCUGAAUCCAAUCAUUACUGUUGGUUUUCACUUUUAUUUGCUAAAUUACAGUUGCCAUUUGAAUAGUUUUAGUUUUCCUUAUCAUAAUUUUGUGGAAAUUAGGUUUUAUUUUGACUUGUUUUUCUGUGGCAAUCAGCUGCUUUAGCCAUUGUUGGCAAUAAUAUUUGGUCACUUUCAGUAGCUAAGGUGAAACUUCUCUUGUAGCUUAUAUAUUUUUGAAAAUAAUUUACACAUUUAGAUUCAUACUGUAUUUUUGUAUCAUUUAAACUGGAAUGAUAAACAAUUUUGUAUAGAUACACUAAUAAAUAUUGAAGAACGAAAUUGUAAACUCUACUAAACUAAUCUAGGUUGAGAAUGUAUUUGAAGUGGCAGGAAACCCUACGAAAUAUUAAAAUAUAGAAGGAAUGCAAGCUGUGUUGGAAUGGGAGCUUUUCUUAGUUUUUGAUAAUGGCACAAUUGAUCCAUUCUAGGUGGAAGUUAGUGCAGGCUUUUGUUCCACUGAACCAACAGAUAUUUGGCUGUUAUUUCUCUGAACUGUGAUUGAACAACACUUGGUGCCUUUUUUUUUUCUUUUUCUUUUUUUUUUAACUAAAGAAAUAACCAGUCGAAAUCUGUAUCUAUCCCUCUUGUCAGUACGUGUCACUGGCAUCUUGGGGUUUUACCUACUUCCCAGUGGCCUGACAUUAUCAUUCCUCAUUCCUAAGUACAUGAUUUGUGUUACUGCACAUACAUAAACCCAUAUAUUUACAUAUUUAAACCCAUAUUAUAUGUGAAAUACAGUAGAUGAGAGCUCUGAUGAGGUAAGAAGGGACUGUAGUGAUGCUGCUACAAUGAAUGUAGUCUGUUCUGUCUGAUGUCCUGUUCUUUUUCAUGUAUUUCCACCUAUCUGUCUGUCACUUUAUGUUAUUCAUGUCAACUCUCAUUCUAUGCACUUAAUUGAAGGUACCAAUAAAAUAAAUGGAUUGAAAUUGAUACAAAAA
This is a messenger RNA of Siniperca chuatsi (mandarin fish), 5379 nucleotides long. RefSeq lists its product as uncharacterized. Bases 165 to 4097 code for a protein of 1310 amino acids. Gene Ontology annotation, cellular component: actomyosin contractile ring. Gene Ontology annotation, biological process: septin ring organization; mitotic cytokinesis; actomyosin contractile ring assembly. The transcript is spliced from 25 exons. NCBI's taxonomy places the organism in Eukaryota, Metazoa, Chordata, Actinopteri, Centrarchiformes, Sinipercidae. The record is from RefSeq and is a predicted model, not a curated record.